Trichobilharzia regenti is the source of this 3396-nucleotide messenger RNA. The record is from the annotation of a GenBank genome assembly. NCBI's taxonomy places the organism in Eukaryota, Metazoa, Platyhelminthes, Trematoda, Strigeidida, Schistosomatidae.
AUGCAAACAGGAAAUGUAAAUAUCGACAGACUAGCAGAUAUGGGAUCCUCUGAAGCCAGUACACGUCGACGAGUUAAGUUAUAUAUGCUGAAUGAUGAACGGCAGUGGGAUGACAAAGGUACCGGUCAUGUAUCUGCCUUGUACACUGAACAGGACAAUAUGGCGCUUGUAGUAAUUUCAGAAACAGACGGAUCUUAUCUACUUGAAUCGAAAAUACUACCAGAUACAGCGUAUCAAAAGCAACAAGAAACGCUAAUAGUUUGGUCAGAAGGUGAAAAUAUGGAUUUGGCUUUAUCUUUUCAAGAAAAAGUUGGAUGCGAUGAUGUAUGGGAGAAGAUUUGUGCUGUUCAAGGGAAAGAUCCAUCAGUAGAGAUUACUCAGGAAGUUAUCGAUGAAUCAGAUGAUGUCGAUGACACAGAUGGAUAUACACCUUCCAUGAUGCAAAGCAUUCAGCCUCUUAGUCUCCCUCCUUGUGAAUUGAGUCGUCUUGAAGAAAUUGUUGAUGUGAUUAGUCAAGCUGUUGCAUCACCUCCAAAACGCGAGAGGUUAGUCGCUUUUUUGGAGUCAACAAAUUAUCUACACCAGUUAGUUGAUGUUUUUCAUAAAGCAGAAGACUUAGAAGACAUAGAAUCCCUACAUCAUCUUUACGAAAUCAUGCGACAAUUUAUACUGGUGAAUAAACACAGUCUAUAUGAAAACUUAUUUGCUGAUGAUAUGUUAAUGGAUGUAAUUGGUAUACUGGAAUAUAAUCCUUCUGGACGUACUAAACAUCGUGAUUUCCUUAAGAAUAAAGCUACUUUCAAGGAAGUAUUACCGUUACAUAAUGCAGAUUUGGUGACAAAAAUACAUCAAACCUAUCGUGUUCAGUAUAUACAAGAUUGUUGUCUACCACCUCCUUGUUUAUUCGAUGAACAUACUCUCUCCCAACUUAAAGCGUUUGUUUCUAUAAAUAAAAUGGAGAUUAUACGAGCUCUUCAAGAAGACGAGGAAUUUAUGUGCCGACUUUUUACACGUUUAAAGGCAGCAGACACAGAUCUAAUCCAUCGGAAAGAUUUAUCACUUUUUGUAAAAGAAUUCUGUAAUAUUUCAAUUCAAACUGAUCAAAAAGAAAGUUUUCUUAGUUGCUUACUUCAACAUGGAGCAUUGAGAACAGCUGAAGUAUUACUUGCGAUUGAUGAUCGUGAUAUUCGAUCAGCUGCUCUAGAAAUUCUACAGGCAUUUAUCGAGCAUCAACCUUCUGUUGUUCGUGAAUAUGUAUUCAGAGAAACUGCUCCUUUUCGUAAGGAUGAAGAAUUACUCAUCAAUUUAAUGAUAAACCAACUGCUAACUGAUCCAGAUCCAGAACUCAGUGAUGCUUUCCUUCUGGGAUACAUGCUACGCAUUCUUAUCGACCCUGAUAAUAUGAAUAAUUCUGGUGUGCGUAGUGAAAAAACAGAUUUCCUCAGUUUCUUCUACAAACGAUGCAUCAAUACACUAGUCCGACCGCUAUUUGAUAAUACAGCAAAAGAUGUCCUGGAAAAGGAUGAUUAUCAUACUGCACUGGUAUUGAAUCAUAUCAUUGAAUUGCUCACCUUCUGUAUUGAAACGCAUACAUAUCAUAUGAAGAAUUAUUGCUUUAAUCGGGAUCUUUUAAAGCGUGUACUUGUUCUAUUACAGUCUUCGCAUAAAUUUCUUGUAUUAGCCGCUUUACGUCUUCUACGACGUGUUGUUCAUAUGAAAGAGGAAUUCUACAAUCGUUAUUUAAUUAAAAAUAAUCUUUUUAAACCUGUUCUCAAAUUAUUUGUAUCCAAUGGAUAUCGUUAUAAUCUAUUGGAUUCAGCUAUCAUUGAAUUGUUUGAUUAUAUACGCGCGGAAGAAAUCACUUCAUUGAUAACGCAUAUUGUGGAGAAUUAUUGGGAUAUAUUAAAGAAUAUCAAUUAUGUACAGACAUUUACAGAUCUUAAACGAACCUAUGAUCAUAGUCAUCGGUCAGUAAGACCUGUUGUUGGAACUGUUAAUCAACAAGCCACUCUGGAUGUCCUGUCACUAGCUUCUACUCGUUUUCAACGGGAUCCACGUACACUAGAAAUUGAAGAAGAACAAUGGUUUGAUCAAGAUGAAGAGGAAGAAGACGAUGAUGAUGACCGCGAUAAUCUCUUCCCUCAACAAUCAUCAACACUACUGAGCAGUAGUAGUAGUGGUAGUAGAACAACAAAUUCUUCAACGGCUUCAACGACUGUUGCAAAUGGUUGUUUAUCAAAUUUAUCCUCAUAUGGAUUACAACAACAUUCUGUUAUGAAUACUUCUGCUAAUACAACAACGAUAACAACUACAACUAGCAGUAGCAGUACUACUUCAUCGGAUUUAUUAGGAAUUGUUACAUCAAUAGAUACAUCACCGUCUGGUUUCGGUUCUUUAUCAUCCUCCACAUCACCAUCCUCAUCCUCCUCACCAUCAUCAGUUGUAUCGAGUAAUUCUAGUCUUGAUUCAUGUGCUAGUGUAUUGCCUCCUCAUUCAUCGAAUUUUUCAUCAAAAUCUAAUAAUAAUAUUAUGGAUACUAUAAGUGAUAAUUUAUGUCUAUCAUCACGUACAACAUCCUUAUGUGAACGACUUCGUUUACGUACUACUCAUACUACUCACACUACUACUACUAAUAGUGUUCUCCUAAAUGAUGAUAAUGAAUCUUCUCCUAUUAUCACAACACGUCUUAAUUUUACACGUCAUAAUCCUAUAGCAAUACAUAUUAAAUCAUCUUCAUUAUGCAAUAGUAGGGAUCAAACUGCUGAUGAUUCAUUUGAUGAAAUAAACAAUAGUAAUAGUCGACUGUCAGCUACAGAUUCAACUACUAAAGAUGCGAAUCAUAUAUCAGAUACUACAGAAUGCAAAGAAAAUGUAACCUAUUCAACAACAACAUCAUCAUCAUCAUCGCCGUCAAAUUCAUCUGUAGUCGUUGUAACCAAUUCUCUUGUUGUCAAUGAUACAUCUCCAAAAAUUAAACGUAAUCAUAUUGAUUCACAAAUUGGCGGCGGUAGUGGUGAUGAUGAUUUUGGUGAUAACGAUGAUGAGGAAUGCAGUCCAGUGGUUCAAGUGAAACGUGUAAAAAAAUCGAAACAAACAAUUAGUAAAACAACAUUGCAUAAUUUUAAUCAACACAACGAUACAACAACAUCAACAAAAACAGUUAACACAGAAGACAGUUAUUCUAAUGAAUCUAAUGAGGUUGUUAUAGACACUGAUCCAUUAUCUCCUAUCGGUUUAGUGGAUUAUUCAGAUGAAGAAAGUGAAGAUGAAGAUCAAAUCAAAGAGAAAAAAGAUCUCAGUCAAUCUGAAGAUGAUAAUCAAGUAUCAGAGAAAACUGUCGAUGAAACUUAUCACAAUGCAUCAGAUGUUUCAUCUAGUCAAAUUGUGACAGAUGUU